This is a messenger RNA of Carcharodon carcharias (great white shark), 2922 nucleotides long. RefSeq names its product protein kinase N1a (gene pkn1a). Gene Ontology annotation, molecular function: small GTPase binding; ATP binding; protein serine/threonine kinase activity. NCBI's taxonomy places the organism in Eukaryota, Metazoa, Chordata, Chondrichthyes, Lamniformes, Lamnidae. The record is from RefSeq and is a predicted model, not a curated record. The coding region runs from base 1 to 2862 and encodes 953 amino acids. Gene Ontology annotation, biological process: signal transduction; protein phosphorylation. The transcript is spliced from 22 exons.
AUGGGGCUGGCAGAGAGUGACCCUGGAAGCUUUCCCAUUUUCGAGCAACUUGGAUUGGACCAGAGCUCGGAUUUCUCAGACACCUCAUUCCAGCAGAAACUGGAUGAAGCCAAAGAGCAGGUUAAACGGGAGAUCAGGAAAGAAUUGAAGAUAAAGGAAGGUGCAGAGAACCUGCGAAAAGUUACCACUGACAAAAAAAACCUGUCCAAUGUGGAACAUGUCCUCAAGAACUCCAAUCGGAAGCUGGAGAUGUUACAUGAGCAGCUGCAGGACCUAAACGCGCACAUUGUAGUGAAGGACCCUGAGGAACUGCAAGAUGCACCUCAGUCACCUGGUACUCUGAGCCGGGAGGCUCGUUCAACUGCCAACAAGAACCGGAUUGUGGCGCUAGAGAAACAGCUCGAUAUCGAGAUGAAGGUGAAACAAGGAGCUGAGAAUAUGAUCCAGAUGUACUCCAGUGGACCUGUAAAGGAUCGAAAGAUGCUGUCCACUGCUCAGCAGAUGCUGCAGGACAGUAAAACCAAAAUUGAAGUGAUCCGUAUGCAGGUCCGGAAAGCAGUGCAGGCAGACGAGUUGCAUCUAGAAGUUGAGGAUGGCCAAGCCAAGCCUGAGCUAAGCCUCCUUGAGCUGAGAAUUGAAGAGUUGCGGCAUCACUUUCGUGUGGAACAUGCUGUGUCGGAAGGGGCAAAAAACGUGCUUCGCCUGCUGGGGUCGGGGAAGGUUCAUGAUAAGAAAGCACUGUCUGAGGCCCAGUCCAGGCUGAAUGAGUCGAGUGAGAAGGUGGACCUAUUAAAGCAUUCUUUAGAGCAGCGAUUAAAUGAGCUCCCGGAGGAUCAUCCCAAAGGCUGUAUUAUUAAAGAGGAACUUGUUAUGUCAAGCUCUCCAGCAUUCAGCAAUCGGAAUAGCACUUCUUAUCAACAGAACCAGUAUAGCACGCUCUACAAGCCAUCGCCACUGACGGGCACGCUGGAGGUCCGAAUUGCUGGCUGUAAGGGUCUUUUGGAGACUGUUCCAGGACGAUCCCGUGGGUCUGGUGUCCCUUUGCCUGCGUACAGUCCCAACGAAAGCCGAACUUUCAUGAGCAGGACCAGCCGGGGUCUGUAUGGAAGGAGUGGGAGUGGCAGUGGCCGUAACCUCAUCAUCAAAAGCGAAGAGUUGUCCAAUGAUGUGUGCGCUGUCCUCAAGCUUGAUAACAUUGUUGUUGGACAGACUGCAUGGAAAGCAGCAGGUGAACAGUCAUGGAAUCAGACCUUCACAGUGGAGCUGGAGCGUUCUCGGGAAUUAGAGAUCAGUGUUUACAGGCGAGACUGGCGUUCCCUCUGUGCCUUAAAAUAUCUCAAACUGGAAGAUUUCCUGGAUAAUCAGCGGCAUGAAAUUCAGUUGGAUUUAGAGCCUGAAGGGGUGCUCCUGACAGAGGUCACUUUCUCCAACCCUGUGAUCGAAAGAAUACCCAAGCUGCAACGGCAGAAGAAGAUUUUCUCCAAACAGCAAGGGAAGGCUUUCCUUCGAGCUCCUCAGAUGAAUAUUAACAUCGCCACUUGGGGUCGGUUGUUGAGGAAAGCAUUUCCUGCUAUUAAUUCCACAGGAACAUAUAGCCCCUCGUCUUACAUGGCAGCUGUCUCUGAGGGCAGGCAGACACUGUCCACCAACGUGCCUGGAGACCUGUCAUUUGAUAAGUUGUCACUUGAUGUUGAUGAGCCUUCAAGCACACCUCGGAAAGCUUCAUUGGACUCAAGGAGCAGCUCCAACGGCGAUAAACCAACACAGACUGAUGCCACUCAACCAAUUUCUCCAGUAAAGCGAAGCUCAUCAGCACCUGACCCAGAUGGUGUUCGGCAAAGCGCACAACUGAAAUCCUCUCUGAACCUGGAUGAUUUCAAAUUGAUCGCAGUCUUGGGCAGGGGGCACUUCGGAAAGGUGUUGCUGUCGGAGUACAAAAAAUCAGGACAACUGUUUGCCAUUAAAGCUUUGAAGAAAGGAGACAUUGUGGCAAGGGAUGAGGUUGACAGCCUUAUGUGCGAGAAACGGAUCUUCGAGACCGUGAACAUCUCCAAUCAUCCGUUCCUGGUCAAUCUUUUUGCGUGUUUUCAAACCCCGGAGCAUGUAUGCUUUGUGAUGGAAUACACGGCCGGUGGGGACCUUAUGAUGCACAUUCACGCUGAUGUCUUUUCCGAGCCCAGAGCUGUGUUCUAUUCUGCGUGUGUGGUUCUCGGUCUGCAGUUUCUCCACGAUAACAAGAUCGUGUACAGGGAUUUGAAGCUCGAUAACUUGCUGCUGGACACAGAGGGAUAUGUGAAAAUCGCUGAUUUUGGACUCUGUAAGGAAGAUAUGGGCUAUGGCGAACGGACAAGCACUUUUUGUGGUACUCCUGAGUUCCUUGCUCCUGAGGUUCUGACAGACACGUCCUACACGCGUGCUGUGGACUGGUGGGGACUUGGUGUUCUUAUCUAUGAGAUGUUGGUGGGAGAGUCGCCAUUUCCUGGGGAUGAUGAGGAGGAAGUGUUUGACAGCAUCGUCAAUGACGAGGUUCGAUACCCACGGUUCCUGUCUACUGAGGCCAUCGCCAUAAUGAGAAGGUUGCUGCGAAGGAAUCCUGAGCGCCGGUUGGGGUCCAGUGAACGUGAUGCAGAAGAAGUGAAGAAGCAGCCAUUCUUCAGGGAAAUAGAUUGGCAAGCCUUGCUUGCAAAGAAGGUCAAGCCACCUUUUGUUCCCACCAUCAAAGACCGAGAGGAUGUCAGCAAUUUUGACGAGGAGUUUACAGCAGAGGAGGCAACAUUGACCCCACCCCGAGAGCCCCGGAUUCUCACCGAGAAGGAGCAGAUUAUGUUCAAGGAGUUUGAUUACGUCUCGAAAUAUUGUUAAUAUUCAAUGGCUGGUUUGUUCAGCAAUAAAUCUCGCCACUGGUUUCAUAUUUCAAAAAUA